AUGGUGAACAGCCAAGCGUCAGGAGUAACUCCGGCCCCCAGGUCAUGUGCAGGAUGUGGGGGGAAGAUCGCUGACCGUUUCCUGCUCUUCUCCAUGGAACGCUACUGGCACAAUCGCUGCCUCAAGUGCUCCUGCUGCCAAGCCCAGCUGGGCGACAUUGGCACCACCUGCUACAGCAAAGGAGGCAUGAUUCUGUGUCGCAGCGAUUACAUUAGGCUGUUUGGGCACAGCGGGGCAUGCAGUGCCUGUGGCCAGUCAAUCCCAGCCAAUGAGAUGGUGAUGAGGGCACAGGGAAAUGUUUACCACCUCAAGUGUUUCAGCUGUGCCACGUGCAGGAAUAGACUGAUGCCUGGAGAUCGCUUUCAUUAUCUGAAUGGCACAAUUUUCUGCGAGCAUGACAGACCUGGUGCCGCCCUGCUCAGCAGCCACCUGCCACAGCUUCAAAGUAACUCAGUGCUGACUGAUCAGAAGAGGGGGCUGUUGGCAAGCAUCACCUUCAUCAUUAGAGGAGCAACCCAGAAAAUGUUGUCAGAUGACCGUCUGGGGAUGGAGCUGUCCUGUAAGGCAGCCACUGAGCUUGUAAUCAGACACAAAUAUGAAGGUGUGGAGGGGACUGAGUGUAUUGUUUAUGAGCUCAGUGAAGUGGACCAUCACAGAGAGAGUCACGCAAAGGCCAAAGUUAUACGAGCCUCGUUCAUAGACUGGGGGAGUGAGCCUAACCUAAGGGACUCAGAGAAGACCGUGACGAAGUCUUGCACCUUCCAUUCCACAGCAGCAAUCUACACAUCAGAAACCUCUCCACUGGCGAAAGGGAAGUCACCUCCUCCCCGAUCUUGCACAUGUUGCGACAUGAACAUAUGUGAGGACUGA
Molecule: messenger RNA, 870 nt
Organism: Nerophis lumbriciformis (worm pipefish)
Lineage: Eukaryota; Metazoa; Chordata; Actinopteri; Syngnathiformes; Syngnathidae
Source: RefSeq, a predicted model, not a curated record